AAAAUGCCCAUCGAUGUUUGUGAUGUGAUGGCCCUGUUCCUCCAUCUCGCUAAGGCGAAGGGCAUGAAAGCUGCUGCCAUACGCUCUGGUCAAGGAGCACUUGUGGCAAGUGCAUCAACCUUUGCUGGGGGGCUGUUGGCAGGUCCAGUUGGCCUUGCUGUAGGAGGAGCACUUGGUGGAAUUCUUGGUGGCUGGAUGACUGCAGGACAGUUCAAGCCAGUCCCUCAAAUUCUAAUGGAACUGCCUCCAUCUGAGCAGCAGAAACUCUAUGAUGAAGCUGUUGUUAUUCUCAGGAACUUAGACUGGAUGGAUGUUGCUCAACUGACUGCUCUUGUAAUGGGAAAUGCUAAUCUUCAGCAGAAACUGACAGAACUGCUGAUAAAUUACUUCUCCAAAGAGCUAAAUGUAAAGAUGAAGUAUAGUAAAUAA
Messenger RNA from Indicator indicator, 429 nucleotides. Its product is annotated as protein C19orf12-like. NCBI's taxonomy places the organism in Eukaryota, Metazoa, Chordata, Aves, Piciformes, Indicatoridae. The record is from RefSeq and is a predicted model, not a curated record. The transcript is spliced from 2 exons. Bases 4 to 429 code for a protein of 141 amino acids.